Molecule: messenger RNA, 2436 nt
Organism: Anguilla anguilla (European eel)
Lineage: Eukaryota; Metazoa; Chordata; Actinopteri; Anguilliformes; Anguillidae
Product: C-C chemokine receptor type 9-like
Exons: 3
Coding region: 242-1342 (366 amino acids)
Biological process (GO): G protein-coupled receptor signaling pathway; inflammatory response; immune response
Cellular component (GO): membrane
Molecular function (GO): C-C chemokine receptor activity
Source: RefSeq, a predicted model, not a curated record
UACUGAGUGGAUCAUUAUCCUUUACGAAUGCUGAAGUGAAUGCACACAUGAUAUUGGACAGACAACGAAAAACACAAUGAAUGUCAACAGCGACAGACUCUUGCGCGUCAUUGUGGUUAGGCUGAAACCAUAAAAGCUAGUGCAUAUCAGGUACACUAGACGAGAAGUACGAGUACGGAAAGGGUCGUGGCACAAAGUGUCAUCUUAUUUUCACGGUAUUCCACAUUCUGAAGGAGACAAGAUGUCAAAUCCACUUGAUGACUUAACCUCGCCUACGGAAUACCCUUCCGGGGACUACUAUGAAGAUAAUAGCAAUGACACAACUGACUUCGAAUUUUGUGACAGAAGCCUGUCCCGGGAAUUCCGCAGCCGGUAUGAGCCCCCAUUAUACUGGGCCAUCUUCUGUAUCGGGACGCUGGGAAACCUGAUGGUGAUUUGGAUCUACCUGCAUGUCCGCAACCGCUUCAAGACCAUGACAGACAUGUACCUGUUCAACCUGGCCUUAGCCGACCUCCUUUUCCUUGGUACACUGCCUUUCUGGGCCUCUGAAGCCAGCAGCGGCUGGACCUUCAGUGUGGGCAUGUGCAAAACCGUGUACGCCCUCUACAAGAUCAACUUCUUCAGCUGCAUGCUGCUGCUGACCUGCGUCAGUGUAGAUCGCUAUAUCGCCAUCGUGCAGGCCACAAGGGCACAGAACCUUAAGGGAAAGCGGCUUUUCUAUAGCAAGCUGGUCUGUGUGGCGGUCUGGUUGCUGUCUGGCCUAUUAGCUCUCCCAGAGUUUAUAUUUGCCCAAGUGAAGACCAAUCACAGCAAACCAAGCUUAUGUUCCCUGGUCUAUUGGGCCAACCAGAACAACCACACAAAGAUCCUGGUCCUCUCACUGCAGAUCUGCAUGGGCUUCUGCCUGCCCUUCCUGGUCAUGUUGUUCUGCUACUCUGUUAUCAUGCUCACCCUGCUACAGGCCAGAAACUUUGAAAGGCACAAGGCACUGCGGGUGAUCUUUGCCGUGGUGGUUGUGUUUGUCCUCUCUCAGCUUCCGUAUAACAGCUUGCUGGUUGUGGAAGCAACUCAGGCGGCCAACCUCACCAUCACCGACUGCACGGUGGACCGCAACUUCAACAUUGCCAGCCAGGUGAUGAAGAGCCUUGCCUACACCCACAGCUGCCUCAACCCUAUCCUUUACGUCUUCGUUGGGGUACGUUUCCGCCAUGACUUGCUCAAGGUAUUGAAAACCUGCACCUGCGGCAUGGGCCAGAGCAAGGUCAGAAAGCUGUCCCCCAACGUUCGCAAACGCCCCUCCAUAAGGUCAGACACAGAGACUACAGUUGUACUCUCAUUAUAAUCACACCCUCAGUCCUGUUGUGCUGGUAUUGUGCUCAAUGACAUCAAGGCCUGUUUGUUCUUUGUCAAUACAGAUUCCUACAGGCACACCCAUUGUAGCAAAGAAUUAUCUUCCAAGACCACAUCACAAAUGCCUGAUAACUGUAGCUAAUGUUGAUAUUUGCUGAUAAUGCCAAGGAGCAAUAAGAAUAUACAGACAUUAUUUGUGCAUAGCCACCAAAUCUGUGCAUAUAAUGUUGAUGUGAGGAUUACUUUAGUCCUCAAGUGAGUCGAUGAGAUGCCUCUGGAACAGCAAGCCUAUCUUAUUUGAUGGAGAUUUUUGGGUAGUGAUUUAAAAGGGCAAAUUUUUAUCUCAUGAUUUCGACUCUACUCUCAGAAGAAAGGGUUCCAAAAGGCUCUUCCGCAUCUCCCAAGAGGAACCCAAUCUCGUUCAACAGAUCUCUGUUGGGCAAAAUGGUUCAACCUGGGAGCUUUCAUACUUUUUACACCUCCAUAAAAAGCUAAAAAGAGCCUUUUUUCUGAGGUGGGUAUAGAUUGAAAAUCCAUUCUGAUUUUUUGUUUUUACUGUGUUUACUGAAGCUGAAUAUUGUCUUAAAUGGUUUCAGGAAAUUACAGACUGGGAGUUUGUAUGUAGUCGUAUGUGAUAAUUUAUCUGGCAUAAUGCUCUGUAUUUUAAUUUUUGUGUACACAAUAUAGCAUUGGAAAUAUCAGGUAUGUUUUUUUAAAAAUCUUCCUUCUUUGGUGUUUACUUAGAACCUCCCUAGAAAUCCGAGCCAGUGCCGAGGUCAGCGGGGGCUUCCCCUCUAACCACAAUAUUGUCAUGUGAGGCACAGAAACAUCCAAAAAAGUAAAUUCUGCAAACCCCUCCAGCAGAGGUUUGAAUAUUACUGAAUCAUUUGCCAGCUAGUGAAGGGGGAUGUACAUUAAUUGGUCACAUGACCUGGGGAGGGACUGUCCAUCGGGGUUGUUCUCUCCUGUCAUCAAGCUCCAGUGACAUCGGCAGGCAAUGCGGCACCUGGGUGAGUUUCGCCUGUAACAGGCACGAUAGUGCUCUCCGCCAGGCAUGUUACACUGCCUAGUAAUAGUUACCACAAA